Messenger RNA from Orbicella faveolata, 4428 nucleotides. RefSeq lists its product as uncharacterized. NCBI's taxonomy places the organism in Eukaryota, Metazoa, Cnidaria, Anthozoa, Scleractinia, Merulinidae. The record is from RefSeq and is a predicted model, not a curated record.
AUUGACAGUGGUAUAAGUAACCAGUAUUGUUAGUACCGUAAGUUAUGUAAUUAGCUGUAUGUGACAUAGUGUAUUGUCAUUAGUGUAAGUAUGUAGUAUUGUAAGUAAUGUAUUUUAUUGUACUGUUUAAAAAAAUAAAAUGUCAAAAAAAUAAUAAUAAAAUAAAUAAGCUCUGGUUGAUCUCUAACUACAGUCGUUUUAUGACGACACUAACAGACCUUCAUGAAGUUCAAAUCUGACUCACAGCCAGAAUUUUCAGUGAAGUCCUCCAAAACGAAACAAAAAUGCCAUUUCUAGCCACAAUUUAACAACUUUUUCAGAGCAUCUGUAAGGUUUAUAGAUGCUCUAAUCGAACGGUUUUAAUUAGAGAUCAACCAGUAGAUUUUGUCAGGAAUGAAACUUCCUCGUGCCCAGGCCUCCCAAGCCAAGAGUGACAGGAGGCUCUGGGGAGGAGACUGCACUAUUCCGUCCGGUUCACUUUCUCUUUCGUCUUACAUUUCUCUGAGGCAUUCAGCUCAAAUUGAAAUGGCUCUACAAAUUACAGACGACCACACUACAGAGAGUGUUGCUGAAGUGAUGUCACAAUUACAGUUUGAUCAAGGAACAAAGAUAGGACCGGAGGCACGUCAACAACUAUUAAGAGAUCUUGAUUUCCAGAGAGAACGUCAAGAUCAGGAUGAGGAAGAAUACAGUCAGUUUGUUUUCCAAGGCCAAUGUUUGAUACUGGGAGACUCCAGAGUUGGUAAAACAAGUCUAGUGAAGUCUCUUACCGGAAAACCAUUUGACAGUGAAGAACCAAGUACGAAAGGAGUUCAAACUAGCUGGGUAGACCGGAAGUGGCAAAAUCUUAAUGCUGACACAGACCUCAAGUUCGGAAGCUUUGGUCGAUUCUACAAAUCUGUUCGCUUUGUGAUUGCUAUGUUGGAGUCUGGAGGAUGUAGUAUCUUGUGUGAUUACGAAACCAUAUCUAUACUUUCUCCUGCUUCCAAGAUACUGUCGCUGUGUUGGAUUAUUUCCGUCAUAUGCUUGGGGGUGUUUGCCAAUCCGCCUGUUGGCUUUUACAUUUUUUCAUUCCUUGCACUUGUCACAGCAGUAGUACUCCCGUGUGUAUUGCGAGUUUUCCAUGUCAUUUCUAUAUGCCAGGAAUUUCUAUAUGAGUUAUCUAUUUUGCGUUUUUCUCCAGGUUUGAUGACAGGGCUUGUUGGUUUAAUGCUGUUAUCUGCAUAUGCAGAAAUAGGGAAAAAAGAAGGCAUCGAAUGUAGUUAUGUAGAGUUUUCGUUUAGUAUUAGAGGUUUACUGAAGGUAUUCGCGUGGUGUUUUCACCUGUCAGUUCUCUCAACAGUGUUCCUAUGCACAGUUAUAGAUUUAGCAAAUCCUCCAGAUAGGAAAUACUACAGUGCUACAAUGGAGUCUGUUGACGGAUCGUCGUUGGUCCAUGUAGGGGAAAGGGAAUCCGAUUUUACGUUUCUAAAUGUUGUAGCAUUUGUAUAUGCGUGUAUAUAUUCUAAAGCAAUGGAAUUUCUGACGGGUUCUUCACGUUCUGCAUUACUGACGUACACGUCAGUCCAUGAAUAUUGCCAAUUUCUUCAUAUUACAGUCAUUGUGUUUUCAGGUCUUUUGAUGUUUCUCUUAAUACGAACACUGUGCAGGGUAACUAACAUUAUGAAGGGAAUUGUGAGCCCCAUCUUGUUCAUAUUUGUUAUGGAGAGCAUACCCAACUGCUUUACUUCAUUUUAUUCAAUGAAGUCAUAUAGAUUUAUACUUGACAUAGGAUUUGCCUGUCACAUUAUGAUCCUUACAUGUAUUAGUAACUAUUUUGUAAAACUUAUUGAUUACAAGUCUGUAUUUAUACAUGUACGUAGGGUAGCACUAGAUUACCAAAAGUUGAGAGGAGCCCUUGAUGCUAAGUUUUCAAAUCUUAAGUUAGGCAUCCUUGACUUUGCUGGAGACAAAGAAUACUAUGUCUACCAUCACCUUUUUCUUCGAAAUCAGGCAAUUUAUGUUGUUGUCUUUAACAUGGCACAUUUUGCAGCUGACAAUUUCAAAACUGUAACUGGGGAAAUCCAAAGACUUCAUUUCUGGCUGGAAUCCAUUUGUAGCCAAGUAGCACCAAAAACACCAAUCUUCCUUGUUGGAACGCACAGAGGAAAUAUGAAUAAAUCCUGCAUUGACUGUCUACAGAAACACUUAAAACAAAGUCUUUGGCACAACUUUUCUGAUGAGCUAGUAGUAAAUGAAGAGGACAAGCUGAUAUAUUUUCCAGUUGAAAACAAGCAAGGAGCAAAUGAUAGUGGAAUCCAAAACCUUAAAAGAAAAAUAGUCUCCACUGCUCAGGAGCGCAAGACAACUAUUGGUUGUAAAAUUCCAUUUUCGUGGAUAAAAAUCCAAGAUGCCAUAAUUAAUCUCAGACAAAACAACAAGAAAGCAAAUUUUUGUGUUACACUGGAGCAGUUUCCAACUUCGUUUAAGAACUUUUUUAUUUGCAGCAACUGGUCAAAGGAAACUUUGAACUACUUCAAUGAGAAAGGACUUAUAAUCUAUGUUGAUCGAGGCCAGGAUUCAGAGAUGUCUAAAUGGGUUCUACUGAAACCAUCAAUACUUGUUGAUGUUAUAAUUCAGUUGGUCACUCCACCAGCUAGUGAUGAAAUGAUCUCAGAGCAUGGCUUCAGACGUGAUUGGACACUACUUCUCAACACCGGGAUGCUUACAGAGUCCCUUCUGAGGAACAUUCUCAGCAAAUUGCAGGAAAAUGAAGAAGCAAUGAAGGGAUUCCUUGAGGAAUAUGACAUUAUUUGUCCUUUAUUCUACAAGGUAACUAAUGAGAAAGAAGAGGCAAAAGUGACACACUUUGUUCCGUCACUGCUGCCAAUGUCAGUGAAUGGGAACACACCAGUAUGGCACAGUGAGCUCACAGACAAGAGGCUCUUUGUAUUCUUCAAGAGAUUUCUUCCCGAGGGACUUUUUCACCACCUCCUGUCACGUGCCCACAGACUCAGCAUGGCAAAUUUCCCUAGUGGACAGCCAGUUAUAUACAGAAAUGUUGGCCGGUUUUGGUUUUCACCCGCCCAGCCCUACAGGCUGUUAGCUCUUAAGAAGGAGAACAUGAUUGAAGUGACAUUUAGCUGCAGAGAUGAAGAGGGAAUGAAGCCAUCAGACGUGUUGAGCCUUGUGUUCCUUAUGGUGCAAGAGAUCUGUCAGAGGCACUUUCCUUAUGUCACGUUCCACUGUGGUCCAGCCUGCUCCUCAGACAAGUGUCCUGGGCACCAAAGUGAUUAUAUAUCACACCCAGGUGUCCAGCAGCCAAGCUCACGGCCGCAUGUGUUCAAUGUGUUACCUGCACGCCAGGAAGAUUUGUAUUCUUCCUUUUACUGCGUCAACCAUAAUUUUGAAAAUGAUUUAAAGGAAUGGUUAUUGUAGAGUAAAUAACAAGUAACACUUAAAAAAUAGUAAUUAAAAGUGUACUUGUUUACAAGUAUAUUUCCCUACAAUUGAAGUUCAGAACAUAGAUGUCAUUAUUACACAUGCAGAGCCCAAGUUACAUGUAAGCUAUAUGCACAAUAAAACAAAACUUGGGCUUGCCAGUAGCUAGUUUUUACAUUGCAACUUAUAGUAUGCAUUCCACCUAUGUAGAGUGAAUGAGUGUUGAGAAGUAACAAUUGUACUCCUAGUCAAGUCAGCUUCUGAAAACAGAGAUAAGCUCUGUAGGCUUCAAUGCAGACUUCACCUAGACAGUGUAGUUACAUGUAAUGGUUUACAUGUAAUUUAGGAAAUCAGAGUUUUUUGUUGCCACUCACUUGUAACAUGACAAACAUUCUACAAUCUUUUUCAGUUCACUUCAGCUUAUAAUUAACCAUGCUUCUACAUUUAUCACCAUACAGUAUGCCCUCAACAUUUCUGACUGCAGUAAUGUGUAGAACACAUGCCAAUACAAACUGGCAAAGCAGCCCACAGUGUAACUCACCAUGAGUCUCUCUGCUGCUUUGUGGAUAAACCACCGACCAGGACUGUUUAAGAGGAAAUUGUUUGAAUCCCAUUGAGGACUAAUGCUUUGUCCCACUUUGGUGACAUGAUGAACAUUAAUAUAUCUUGCUUACAUGGUUUUUUUUCCUUCAAAAAGCUAAUUCAAACAAUUCAAUUUAAUUUGCAAUGGGUAAAUUAACACACCUCUUUGAGGUUUGAUACAAAGAACAUUCCAAGAGAAAAGUGUUUUCUAUCUUUGGUUAAUUAACUGUUAGUAGCUGUCCAGGGGUUUCAUUAAGGGCUGGGCACUGCACAAAUUGACCGGCUGAUUUCGCCAGACUGGUUUGACCAUCUAGGGGAAACUUUUUCUUGUAGAGAGUUUCAGUUCAAAAAGUUUUGCACAGCUGUGAAAACCAGUUGCCCUCCUGCUGAAAACUUAAUGAAACACCUGGCUGUCAAGUGAUGCUA